GGCUCGCCGUGCCGCGGCUGACGUUGGACAACAAAGAUGGCGGCGGGGAGCAGCAACUACUGGGAAGAUCUCAGGAAGCAGGCGAGGCAGCUGGAGAACGAGCUGGACCUGAAGCUGGUUUCCUUCAGCAAACUCUGCACCAGUUACAGCAGCACCCGAGACGGGAGGCGCGACAGGUAUAGCUCUGACACAACUCCUCUCUUAAAUGGAUCAAGCCAGGACAGAAUGUUUGAGACCAUGGCUGUGGAGAUUGAACAACUUCUGGGCAAGCUAACUGGAAUAAAUGACAAAAUGGCAGAAUACACAAACAGUGCUGGAGUCCCCUCCCUGAAUGCUGCUCUGAUGCACACAUUGCAGCGUCACAGAGACAUCCUGCAGGAUUAUACACAUGAAUUCCACAAAACCAAAGCAAACUUUCUGGCAAUAAGAGAAAGGGAGAAUCUGUUGGGAUCAGUACGGAAAGAUAUUGAAUCAUAUAAAAGUGGGUCUGGUGUGAAUAACAGGAGAACAGAACUAUUCCUGAAGGAACACGAACAUCUUCGAAACUCAGAUCGACUGAUAGAAGAAACAAUAAGCAUUGCCAUGGCAACUAAAGAAAAUAUGACUUCGCAGAGAGGGAUGUUGAAGUCAAUACAAAGCAAGAUGAAUACCUUGGCUAAUCGGUUUCCAGCAGUCAACAGCCUGAUUCAAAGGAUCAACCUUCGGAAGCGACGAGAUUCCCUCAUCUUGGGUGCUGUUAUUGGCAUCUGCACCAUCUUACUGCUGCUAUAUGCUUUUCAUUGAUGGAUGUUCCCCCUAUGGACUCUGCUAAACUCAUCACCACCAUCCCUGCUCUCCAGUCACAGAAAAGUGAGUGGGAGAAGUCACAGACUUCACCAGCCCGCUCGGCGUGGCUGGGAGCACCAGCACCAUGUCUAGACCUUACAAAUGGUGACUGUGAACACUGGCUUUGGGUUGAAGCUGCAGUGUUUCUCCUGCCCUGAUGUACAUUUUCAGUUUGGUUAAAUUUUGUGGGAUUUGUCUGUCUUUAAUUCCCUUUCUUACUGUAAGGUAAGUAAAUACGGGAUGCUUACCAGAACCAGUAGAUCAAUUUCUGUGCUCAGCAGUGCUGGGGAGGUUUUGUUGUUGGCUGGUAAGUGGAAAAAGGUUUGUUACACUUGCCUUGGGUGAAAACUCUACAGGAAGCCAAUUUCCCUGUAGACCAAGCACAGUAAUGAACACUUUCACCCUGUGAGAAGAAUAUUGCAGCUUUAAGCCACCAGGUUGCUUCACUACUAAAUACAUGUUCUGUAAUUCUUUUUAACUCCUGGUCAAGAUACUAGUUAUUUCUGCAUAAUUUGUGCUAUGGAAACUGUGCUUCACACAAGUUUCUCAAAGAAGAAAGAAAAAAAAAAAAAAAAAAGGGUUCUUCAGUUCACUCUUUGCACAGAAUAUGAAUAAACUACCCUCCGAGGAAGGUCUGUAAGGUUUCUUGUGGCUUUAAAGGGACUGACAAGUUCCCCUUUGUCAAAAGGGAGCAUGGUCUCCCAGCAGCUGUUUAUUAUAGUGUUCAGUCACCUGAAAAGUGACCAAACAGGAGUUUGCCUAAAAGUAAUCUUUUGGGUGUAAAUACUUUUGAUUUUGGCUGGCAUCAUUAAAGGUCUUUAUAAAGACACGAUAAGCAGUUUGAAAAGUCUCUAUUGUAAUUUAGAUAAAGUUAUUCUAAUAGCAUUAAUAUUUUUACACUGUAAGUGGGAUAUAACCUAAACUGGCAAUUGGAAAUUAUAAUUAUGAUGGACACAACUCCUCAUAGCAAAGAGUUGCACGUGUGAAUGUGCAACAAGUAUUAUUUACCAUUCUCCAGGGGUGUGGGGAACAGUCCAGACAUGGAAUGUGAGUCCUGAUGUUGUUUGCAUCUCUAAACAAAGCUGACGUCAGGAGUGGCUUUGACAUUGCAGAUUCACAGAUUAUGGAUUUUUCUGCUCUUUCAACAGCUCUUUUCCAUCUGUCAUAUCAUAACCCAAUAAAUUCAAGCUGAGGCACUGGAAUAUCUUUCUAAGAACUUGAUUAACUCUUUUUCACAAUGAAUUUACAGUGCUCCUAAUCACGUAUGCCAUUACCCACCAGUGUCAGUCUCCAGGUUCUCCUCAGGAGCAGGGCCCAAAGGGAUGGAUGCGUUUUUUAAUGCUCUUUAUAGUGUCUGUGGACUACCUUUUGGAGGGAAUAGAGAGUUGUGCCUGUGUAGUGUGCACAAACCACACUGCUGCACCCAAGAUGUUUGUAUGAAUUUGGCAGCUUAUUUGCAGACUAACAACUUUGUGCUAAGAGGUCGACAGAGACUUCUAAUCAGUCAUCUUGUCUUUGGGAUUAGAAAGCAUUUGGAAUUAAUAGGUGUAAAACUGUGGGGCUUGUGUUUUAAAUAAAGGGUUGAUUAUCUGGUUGAUUUGGGAAUGUUCCUGGUUUGAAAUGAGGUGUUUAUUAAAGAGGUUUAUGGAAAACUGUGAUGGAUGAAGGAGGUUUAUUAAUGAAUCUGUGUGUUGAGAGAUCAAACCUCUUCUACCUUCAUGCUUUUUCUUUGAUUCUACCACCACCUUAAGGGACCCUGGUCAGCAGUUGUGCUUCUGUGUAGGAUUUGUAGGAUUUGGUUGCUAUAUAGUUGGCAAUAUAAGAGCUGCAGUACCGUAAAUAAAUUCAUUUAUUUAAUCUUAUAGCAGGUCUUUUUACUGGACUCAGUUGAUUUUUUUUUUGGUGCAUAUAUUUAAUCUUACUGUGUGAAAAAGCUGCUAUGGAAAAUAUGUAGAUUAUAAUAAAUAUGUAAACAUAAUUGAUUUUUCAUGUUAUGAAAAUGUUAUGGAGGAACUGAUAUAUUUUAGUAUAAAGUAAUGGAAAUAUGUUGAAUUAUCUCUGAUAAAGCUUUACUGGAAAUGGU
Molecule: messenger RNA, 2908 nt
Organism: Calypte anna (Anna's hummingbird)
Lineage: Eukaryota; Metazoa; Chordata; Aves; Apodiformes; Trochilidae
Gene: GOSR1
Product: golgi SNAP receptor complex member 1
Exons: 9
Coding region: 37-783 (248 amino acids)
Biological process (GO): endoplasmic reticulum to Golgi vesicle-mediated transport; vesicle fusion
Cellular component (GO): Golgi membrane; SNARE complex; cis-Golgi network
Molecular function (GO): SNAP receptor activity
Source: RefSeq, a predicted model, not a curated record